GUCGUCACCGAGACUCGGGCUCGCGCGUGGAACAACAAGACGGACAUAUGGUUCAAGUUUAGUGCGAGGAAGCGGAGCAAGAUAUACGACUUCUUGUUCCUGCAAAUGCGGCCGAAGAGAGACACCGACUCCGAGUACGUGCGCCGCAAGGACCGCAUGUUCACGUUGCUCGACAACUACCAUGGCGCCUCCCGCAUGAACGUGAAGACCUUCCUCGAGAGGUUGCAGUCCCUUUGCUUCGUGGAGUCAGAGGAGGAGCUGACGUUCGGCAGUUACUCCUCCUUGAUCUCCACGGAAGACGAGGAGACCACCGACAUCAAGUUCGACGCGACCGCGGACGAGGGGGGCAGCGACACUAAAAGCGUUGACCUGCAGUACGACCAACAUUCCGCGCAGCACGGUACAGGGUCGUCCUUGGCAGGUCCGUCGACAAGCUCGGCGUCCCUCGUGUCACCGAUGGCGAAACCGGCGCCUGGCACUACAUCGAUGAAGUUGCUGCAGAGAAUGCAAGCUCUGGCCUCCGGCCAUCGCUCACUGCGUCCUGGGUCUGACAUCCAACCCGAUCAUCUGUCUUGGACGAAUGCCAACAUUCACUUUCUGCCUGAGCCUCAAAGUCGUUCCAGGGAGGCGGACUGGGGCCAUGACAUGAUUUGGCAUCCAUGAGUCAUCUAGCUGGCGAUCCAAAAGG
Chara braunii is the source of this 688-nucleotide messenger RNA. Lineage: Eukaryota; Viridiplantae; Streptophyta; Charophyceae; Charales; Characeae. The record is from the annotation of a GenBank genome assembly.